Messenger RNA from Chelonus insularis, 10648 nucleotides. Its product is annotated as KICSTOR complex protein SZT2-like. The transcript has 11 exons. The record is from RefSeq and is a predicted model, not a curated record. Lineage: Eukaryota; Metazoa; Arthropoda; Insecta; Hymenoptera; Braconidae. Bases 430 to 10479 code for a protein of 3349 amino acids. Gene Ontology annotation, cellular component: peroxisome.
CUUAAAAUAAAAUAAGCGCACAUUAAACAAGUUGGAUAAUUUCUUGCGCAUGAUCAUUAUCAUCUUUUCUCAGAUUCUACUCAUCAAAAGCUGUAAGUUAGAUGUAAACACAGAAAAAAUACGCACACACAUCAAAAACGUAUGAUUUAGUCCACAUUGACGAUAAAAUCUUCUAGGUUAUAUUAUGUUUAUCUUUUAUUGGAUAUUUAACAGUUUAUAUGCAAAAAUAGUUCAACUGUGACCUUUGUCCGUAAAUAUAUGAACAAAUGGAGUUAUUUUUAUUUUUUUAUUACAUUGAUAUGUCAUUAUAACAACUUGUUACUAAGUUGUACAAACAAUUAUUAAUUAGAAUACUGCUAUUGAAUGUUAUGAAUGCAGAUAGUGCUAAUUUUUAUUCAAAUUUUUUUACUGUCAUGAUAUACAUUUACAAUGGAUAGUCCUGAAUACGAGGAAAAAAUCAUCCUCGAAGCUGAUACAAUAUUUCUUCUGAUGAAAAAAGGCUUUCCAAUAUCACGAAAUGUUAGAGCACAGUGGAUAUUGGAUCAUUUAGAUGCAAUAAUCAAUGUAAAAUGUUCUAACUGUGAUAAUGAAGAAAGAUCAGAAUUAGAAAUCAUUUCUGUUGUACCCAAAAAUCCUCCUUCAUCGUGGAAUGAUAGCAAUAGCUAUGAGUAUCAAUAUCGAGUCACUUCAUCCUCUUCUGUGAUUUUUUUGGCUCAUCAGUAUCGAAUAGUUUUUUGUUUAGAUCUGAGUCCAUCACUAGGGACUAUUGAUAUUCAACAUGGUGAAAUUGUCAUUGAUGAAGUUUGUACAGCAACUAAGAAAUCUUUAGAAAGCUUAUCGGAACCUUUUGCAGUUCCAGGAAGUAAAUUUAUACUUCAACCAGAUAUUUAUGUGACAAUAAUUGUUCAUACACCUUUUAUAACAAAUCCAGCCCAACAAAUUUUAGUGCAAGGAUGGCUUGUCAAUACAGAGAAUAUUCGUUACUUGAUGGAGUUCAUAGAAAAACGUUUAAAUGUAUUAGAAGAAAGAAUAGCCCAAGUUACAAGUGUAGUGUACCAACAACAAGAGAAUUUUCGUCCAGAAAGUGCCGGGUUGGUCAGUGGGCUUUUCGAGGAACGAGCUUCUGGAAUGAAUACAAGCAUGACUAACUCUAUAGGGAAUAUAUCAGUUAUUUCUCCAGAAGCCAGCUUCAUUAAUAUGCUGCGGUAUGGUUUGCUUGCUCUUGCUCUUCUGCCUGAGCACAGUUGUGCACAUUUAGUUGUUGUAACUGAUGGAAUUCUUGGAACAACAGAUAUUCAUGUGUUGGAUACAAUAGUUCAACAAUUUCGAGCUUUAACAGUAGCUUGUAGUUUUAUUCAUUUAGGUAGUAUUUAUCAUCCACAUUGUGCCAACGGUCUAGUGUCGUAUCCAGAUCUUCUAAUAUUUAUUGCAACAGCAACUCUCGGUUGUUACAUGACAUAUCUUGAACAAUCGUCAUCAAUCGUUGACUCAGAGAGAAACUCCUACCAUUGGAAUUUUUUAUGCUGGAAGCUUUAUCGAAGCGAAUCUUUAAAUACUCAUACAUCCAAUUACUGGCAUACAGGAAACGCACUCUUUUAUGGCCACCAACAAGCUCAAUUGCUCAGGAAAAAAUUAACUGAUGAUAAAGUCACGUGUUCAUUAAGCAGUCUGCUCUGUUGUCGGUUGAGGGAUGGAUAUCUUAUCAAAAAAGUCGCUCUACGUGACGGAAGCCUCGAAAUAUAUUUUAUUCUGCCUUGGAAAACGCAUGUUUUUCUAGAAUAUUUAGUUUGCAGUACAUGGCCACCAAAAUCAUCACUUACAUGUAAUAAAAUUCAAUAUACUAUUACAGUAGAAGCUCCAUAUGAAUUUUUACAUGAUAUUACAUGUUUAUCAAAGAAGCCACUAAAGUCUAUAUAUCGUCAAAGUGUUGUUUCACGUUUUUGGGCGACUUUGACUGCUCUUACUGAAAGUAAUAACAUGCUGGAACACUUUAGUUGGUUUCCUGAACCAGGCAGAACUUGGUAUAACGUCCCAGAUACUAUUAGAAGUGGUAUGCCAGUUUUUACACCACCUGCAUAUCCCUCAGCCAUUCAACUUAGUGAUACUGCUUAUCAUCAGUUUGGAAAGAUUUGGCAGCCUGUAGCAUCUUUAGAUUCCAACCAAUGGGCACGCUGGAUGCAUUCUCAAAGAGUUACGCUUAUUCUCGCUCAUGAUAGACCUCUUCCCAAAUAUUUGCAUCAAGCAAAUCAGAGUGGAAGAUUUCAAUGUGUUCAGUAUCGUCAAGCAGCAGCAGUUUUAUACGCUAUGUUGAAAAACUGGGCGACUUUUGUGCUUGUAGAAAAUCAUACUUAUGUCCAAUUUAUUCAGAAAGAAAGUGAAAAGCCUCCAAGUUCAUUUUCAGUAAUUAGAAUAAACUGUAAAACACUUUGUGUAGUUUUAAAUGUUGCUUUUGCUGGUGGUACAGAAGGUUCUGUUCGUCAUGCCGUUGUGUCAGAUCUUGUAGAUAAAUUGUCUAAAUUGACUCUACCAAAUAGGCCGACAGAACAACGAGAGACAUCGCCUGCUUGUACAAUUAUUCAUAAAGCUUUAGAGAAGAUAUUAAUUAGAUAUGAAAGAAUGCCAUCCGAUAUGAAUACAAUAGUUUUUCCUGAUGGAACUCAGCAGAUUUCACUGAAAGUAGCACAAAUUCCUGGAGGGUUUUUGACGACAACGUUAUCCAGAUAUCUAUAUCAUAAUAGGUGGCUGUGGAAUGUUAAGAAGCCAGUGAUCCAGACUGUCCCUGGAAUUGUUAUGCCAAGACUGAAUAUUACUGCGAUAUCUAGGAUACUUUCGACAAUAACUAAAAUGCGACUAACAGAAGGCUUCAACUUUGCUUAUUCUUCUGCGGGAAUUAUUAACAUGGUUUUAGAGGUACAAAUGCAAGGUUCUCAAGGAGAAUGCUAUCCUUGCAUUAUCCAAUACAUUAUUUUCCCUCCUCAUAUGAUAAGUAAUCCUGCAUUAGAUAGAACUACUGAAUCUGAAGAAGAUACUGAUGCAGGAACAGGUGAUGGUGAAGGAUAUAACGAGGAUAGUGAAAGUAAUGGAGAUUACCAGAUUGUCACCGAAAUAUGGAUAGAACCCCAAUGUGGUCAAGUGAAAUCACUAAUUCAUUCAACAGCGUCGUAUAUGGAAUCUUUAUCAUACCACCAGUUAUCAAGUGCGAUUGCUCAGGUUGAUGAGGAGUGUUUUAAUGCAUUAUUGACGUUAGAACACUUGAGUUUAUUAACUCAAGUAGAUCCUCACGACAAUAGUAUUGAAUUUUCCAAUGGAUGUCAGCAACAAGCUUCUCAAUAUAUUCCGUAUAAUAACUGUUCACAUAAAAUAUCAAGAAGAAUUUCUGUACCAAGUUUUUCACAGUCAAAAUACUUAUCUGAUGAAUUAUCAGAUGAAGGAAUUCAUUCAAAACUCUUCAAUUUCGAUAUGUUAAAUAUUUUAUCAAAAUGUCAGCAAGCAGAGCUAUUAUUUUCUAUGUUUGUUGACAGUCACACUGAUGAAAAUAGAGAAGAUACUAAUAAUAUUUUAAUGGAAUGUUUAAUUGAUGAAAUAAAGAGACUGAAUGAUAAAGAAUUAAUUUUGACUAUUUCGGAGUCACAAAAAUUUACUGAAAUGCUUUUUUAUAGACCAAGAGAAGAUGGAAAACCACUUCCUUUUUCUUUAGAUUCAGGAGAAAAAUUGAAGAACAACAUGCGCUGGCGAUGUUUUAUCAAAGGUAUAAAUUCGACCCACAUAAUAAUAACUAUUUUGCCCGCAUCUGACAAAGACGUACGGAACUUGAUGAAUCCAAUUUCAAGAACUCGAAAAUAUUCACGAGAAAGGUCAGCAGAAAGGAUAGAUUCAAUGUCCCAAUGUAGUUCAGCAAAUCCAACAAUAAAUGAAGAGCUUUUAACUUCAUCUUGGACUGAAAGUCCGAAAAGGCUGGAUUUAAAUCCAAGUGUAAGAAUGAUUGAGUUUGAAUCAAAUCUAUCUAGUCGAACAACAACAGCAGAAAGUACACCAAAAGUCGAACGACGAAGACGUAUAUCAUCUUCAGGAAUAAAACCUGGAUUAAUUUUGCCCAUUUACGUUUAUGAUUGCUCAUUAGCUUUUCUAAUUGAAGUAUUAGUAGGUAAAUUGAAGGCACCACGCUCGAAAGAUAUUUAUCAGAAUAAUACGUUUACAAUUGGUCAACAAAUGCAUGAAGAUUUUAUUAAUCUAAAACCACCAAAUGAUUGUAAAUCAACAUCUCCAGAACCGAAGAGUGAGGAUUCUGAUAAUUUAUCUAAUGAUCAACGGAGUUUAUUAGAGCAUUGCAAACUUUUAAGCCUUGCUCACUGUCACUGCUAUGUUGUCGCAGUAUAUAAAUCAUUGGCUCUACAACUUCAGCUCUCCUACGAGGAUAUGGAAGCUGCAGUGGAGCAAUGUGAAGAGUCUCUUAUUGAAAUAAACAUCACCACUUACCUUCGAACAGUCUGUAAACAUCUUAAUAAUUCAUUUAAAUCUGAAAACUCAGAUGAAUCAAAAGAAUUAGAUUACACAAACAAUACAACGUGUACUGAAGUUCAACCUCUUCAUAAUUUAAUUACAGAAAAAUUUCGUAAAAUCAUUACUAUAGCUUUCAAACCAGUACCAGCACAUCCAGAAUUUUAUUAUUACUCUCCCCAAUAUACUUCUGAAAGAUUGGAUCCAAUGGAAUUUCAUAGAUCAGAUAGUGAUGAUGAUUCAAAUUUCAUUUUUCAUUCGGAGGCUAUAGAUUGUAAACUAGAUAAUACUAUGGGGAAAAAUAAUGUUACCUCAACAGCUACUUGGCCAAAUACAAAAAAAAAAAAUACAAAAAAUACUGCAUAUGAUUCAACAGAGUCUUUAAUUAGUGACUUAAGGGAAGAUGAAAGUAGUCUAAAAGAACAACCAUUAUUUUUACAAUUAAAUUGUUCUGUUCAUUCUGGCUCAAGUUUUUCAAGUAUUCCUGUCAAAUUACUUCCAACAUGUUUUGCAGAAAUUAGACAAAGAUUAGACGAAUAUGAAGAUUCAAAUGUAAAAAAUUUAAAAAUUACUUUAGAUAUAAUUUGUUUAAAUUUACCUAAAGAUGUAUUAGAUGUAUGUUUAGAGAAUGAUCCUGAUUUAAGAGCAUCAUCAUACUGUAGUUCUUCAUCAACUGGAAGUGUUGGAACAGACAGCGAAAGCAGUCCAGACAAUGAUAAUGCAUUACUUGAUAAACAACCAGCUAGAGAAAGAAUAGCACAUCUUCCUUCUUAUCAACAUCAUGCUAUUUCCACUUUAACUGCUGAAAUUGAAUGGUUACUAAGAGAUGAAAUAGCAACAGCGCUUUUAGAUUUCAGUCCUCCAACUGAAGAGACUUUAAAUUUUGUAGCUCGACAUGUAGCUGAAUCUAGUGGUAAAACAAGCUGUCAUUUUGAUAAAGUUCCUCUUCAUUUUGUCUUAUCAUCACCUGGCAAUACUCCUAAAUUUAUGGAAGAACUAAUAAAGAUGCAAAUCGAUAGGUAUACAAUUAGAAGAUUAGAAGAAUUUUUAUACUUUGUUAAAGAUGAUAAAAUAAUGCAUGAACACGCUGGAAGAACAGAUAAUUGUGAAUUAAAUGAAAGAGAUGAUGAAGAAAAGACUGAAAAAUCAUCAGCUAUUCCAGAUCUAGAUGAUUCUGAUGGUUUACAGGAUGCUAAUAGUAGAACCAGUCGACAGGAUUCAGGCGAAAAUCCUGGGUGUCAAUCAGAAAUUUCCAGUAUUGGUGAACGACCUGGAACAGAUGGUUAUGAUGAUGGAUAUGAAGGAGACAGUAGUAAUUCUGAUGAUUGUUACUGGUUAACUGAUUUAGACAAACGAAGAGAAUCUUUGCCUAAUUUUUGGCUUAUUCUUCAAGUCAGAAAAAAUCAUGUUGAUGUUUAUUUUCAUUGUAGAUUUUUAGAAAUCGCUUCCUCUGAAGUCGAUCGAUAUAGACAAGUUCAAAAAUUGGUUGUAAGUCAAAUAGCAUCAAUAUGUCGUCGAGUAAAUCAAUAUUUACUUCUGGAGAGUUUAAAUAAUACUAGAAACUGUGAUCCACUACUGGAACCUGAGUCUCAUGAAGAUCACGUUUGGAGAGCUGAUUCGAAUGGAUCAAGCGCUAUAACUAAACAUAAUGAAUCAGGCAUCAACAUGGUUCCAGGUAUGUUUAGAUGUUCUGUAGUAUGGGAAGAAACAUUUUGUCUACAUCCUAGACUAAAAACAGGACAGGGACGAUCUGUAUUGUCUCGAGGAAUCAAAGCUCUUCAAGUAGUUUUAAAUCAUCUAUCUGUUAACAAUAGAAAUAAUAUGUUUGUUUAUAGAGAAAGUACUUCAAAUGUUUUUUAUCUUCGUCUUCAUGAACAAACAAGUGAUGGCAAGUCUUUGCAGAAUAAAUUAUCGGAGAGCGAUGAACGAUUAAUGGUAUCAAGAAGUAACAGUGUAGCUUCUUUAUCUCAAACAAGAAUGAGUCAUCCGUUAGAUCAAAGUAAAAUCGAUGACACUAGACCAAGAGUUCGAUCAUUUGGAGAAAAAGAUUCAGAUUAUAUGAAUAAAUCUGAUGAUUCCAUUGUCUUAAUGGUACAUGGAAUUUCUGAACCAGGGUUGGAAAUAAGACGUGAUCUUGUUCAAGCAUUACACAAUAGAUUAGACGAUGCAGUACUUGAAGUAUUAUCUGUGAUGUUAGCUAGAAAUCCAAUGUGUAAGUUAACACCAGCAGAUGUCCAUUUCAUUCAGAAGCCGUACAGAUCACCUGAGAGUUAUGUACAAUUUUCCACCCAGCCUUACUAUCUUAAACAUAUCGAUGCUUUAGCAUAUUAUUUACGUCAGAAUAUUUUGCAGUUUUUAUACAUUCCAAAGUAUACCGAUCCAAGAGCUUACUAUCAUCUUCAAGAUUAUUCCCAGCCAGAAGGAUCAAAGAAAAGAGUUCCUGAAACAGAUAUCUUUUUGAAUAAUCAAGCUAAUCAAAACCAAUCCAGUGGAAAUAAAGGAAUUGCUUGCAUUGCAAUGGCGGUUGAUAGAGAAAUUUCUUUAGAAAAUCAUACUGAAUUUCCAGCGUUAUUAAGAAUAAAAGACUUUGCGAAUGUAGUAUCUACGACUGAUUAUGAAGGCAAAACUCGAUCUGAUUCGCUACCUGAUGUGCCUAUUGAGUUUAGAAUUUGGAAACAAGGAAGAGUAAAUGUAGAUACAUUGAAAGAGAAACUCAGAGCGGCCAUAAAGCAUUCCAUCUGGGAUUUAGUAACAGAAUAUUAUCUUUUUAGGAUUCCUUUAACAGUACCUUUUGGUGAAAAAAAAUCUGAAGUAAACAGACAAAAUUCUGAAGAAAAAAUAGAAUCUCUAAAGCCUCAAGUUCAUCCAAAAAUUUCAGAGGGCAACAAAUUAAAUUCUUUUGAACUCGGUGAAGAAGGUAAACUUCAUGAAAUUUAUCAUAAAACUCUUCCGUGUUGGUUUCAAUUUGCUUUAGAUAUGGGAGUUUCUUCUGUGAAAAAAUAUGUUGUUAAUAUUCAUCAUAGACAUCCAAUUUCUACAACAGUAAGAGAACUACAAAAUUUAAUUCGAGUUAAUGCGCCGGAUACAACUACACGUGCGUUUGUUCUUCGUCAACGUCAGCCAUUCCUUAUCAACGACACAAUUGCCUCAGAAAUUUUAUUACCUUUUAAACAAUUAGAUAGUAAUUAUGAUAACUCGGAAAAUAGUUCGAAUGACUUUUCUACCAAAAAAACAAAACAUGAUAGUAAAGAUAACAAUGUUUUCAAGUACGAUCAUGAUGACGAUGAAGAAAUUAUUUAUGUGCCAUGUGAAUUUAAUACUGAUGAUCCAAAAACUUAUUCCAAAGCUUUCAUAGUAGCUAGAAAUUUUAGUCAAUGGAAAGCUUCAUUCAAUGAAAAUCCAGAACCAGAGCUGUUGAUGCCAAAAGAUCAAAAAUUAUUUCAAAAAUUUAAUCCUUUGAUUCAGGAAUCAAACUUUAUUCCAAGACAGAGAAUAUUACUAGCUAAAGUGCAAGGAGAUCAGUUUAUUUUAUAUAUGUAUAAUUGGUCUAAGGAACGAUCAGAAAAAUUAAUAAAACAAGCGACGAAUUUAGGAGCUUGGCUAUCUUCAAGGUCACUUCUAUACUCUAAUGUUUUCAUGCAAAAAUUAGGAAUAUUCCAUCAUAGGCCUAUAGAUUCGUAUCGUGGAAGAGAUGAACAUGGUCUUCAGUACUGUCAAAUAACAGAUAUCGAGACUGUAAUAAAAUUUCCAGUGUCUAAUUUGGAAAUGAAUGAAUGGGCAAGAUCUGGUAAUAGACUGGCUAGUGGUCGAAAUGUUCAUUAUUCGUGGGAUCGCAUGACAGGUCAAGUAAUGCGAGAUUCUCGGCCGAGUGGUCAUUAUCCACCCAACACAACUGACCCAGUGGUAAAAGCGGUCUAUGAUCUUCAAGAUUUGCAUCAAAGAGAAAGAAAAAGCAAAGAAGAUCUUACGAGAUUAUAUACGAUGUGGCAGAGUAGAAGUGCAGUUCCGAAUAGUGUAGUUCCUAUUUCACUAGCAAAUUUAAAUACUUUUAAACAGUAUUCUAGACUUAUUCAUUUCUGUCAUACACCAAUUCUUUUCCUACCACAGUGGAGACUUCAGUCAGCAGCUACUAGAGAUCAUUCGCUUACUCCGCCGUCAUCAAUGUCUCCAACAAGCUCUCAACCUCCUCAACAAACAUCAGAUACUAGUUUUAAAAAGAUAGGAACUGUUAAAGAAAACUCUGAUACUGUUUGGCAUCAAGAACUUUGUGCUUUGAUGAUGUCAGAGUAUAAACAGUAUCUUCAAGUUGUGGAAAAUGGUUUUUGUGAAGUUCAAAUAGAUUCAGGAGUUACAAAUCAAAAAAAUCCUAAUGAAGAUCAAUCUCAAAAAAUUUGUUAUCUCAAAAAAUCAAUGCUUGGAGGCAUUUUGCUGUUUGAAUUAAAAUUCGUGGAACCUUUUUUUACUGCAAAACUUCAUGUGAUUGAAUGCAAUCGUCUACAAUCAAAAUCCAGUUUAGUGAAUCAAUUUAUGCUUAGUUUUGUUGAUGCAUGUGAAAAGAUAAAAAUAAAUAUGCACUUACAUUCGUUUAUGUAUGAUUUCCAUUUACGGUGUAUCCACUCAUAUAUCUCAGGAAGUGGUCAGUGGACAUUGGAGCAGGGUUAUCAUUUGACACAUUUUCUAGAUGAUUUUAUAAAAUAUUAUAGUAAAGCUCCCAAUUUUGCCAGGAAUUUAGUAUACAGUGAUGUGAUUACAGUAAAUAAUUUAACCACUCCAGCUCAUACUCUGUAUUCCUAUUUAUUAUCUCAUGAAAAGACGUAUGGAAUGCAAGUAUUUGGAAUGGCAAAUGAUUCCUUAGAUGCCAGAGAUAGUGAAUAUGUUCUAGUCCGAUUACAAAGUACUCCUCUUGUAAGCUAUACUGAUGCUCAAGAUACGAAGUACACUGAUGACUUUACAGUUAUUUUAAUUGUAUCCAAGCAGGAUUUAUCUCCUCAAAUCGAGAAGUCUGAGAUAAUGCUCAAGUACUAUUUAAUCCUCACAAGUAAAAGAGAACUGUAUCCUAAGAAGGAACUGGAAAAUAGUAAAUUAGGUAAAUUUAGGACGGUUUACAGUGUAGCAAGAACCACAAGUGGAUCUCACGUAGAGAAUUUUCUUGAAUCAACUCCAACGACCUCAACUCCAUCAUCUGAUCGGAGCUCUAGAGAUGAGACAAAUGUUGAUUAUGAAUUUUCUGAAAGUAAUUCUACUUCAACAGUACAGACAAGACGAGAUAGUAAAAUUGAUGAAGAUAAAGAUGUUGUUGGUCCUGUAUUAGCUCCAACACCACCACCAGUACCUGAUUCCCCUCUGAUGCCAAGCACUACUAGAGGCAUUACAUCAUCAGAAAUAACUUCUCCACAUCUGUUUCAAAUAAGACAAGAAUCGGUAAAUUAUUUGGGUUAUUAUUCAUCACAUGAGCAACUGAUGCAGCAACAAAUCAUCUCCCAAGCUCGUGCAGCUAGGCAGCAUAUCAGUAGCAUGAUAGAUAGAGGAAUGCUUCAUUGUCGGACUCAUUUAUUGUGGAAUAAGUUGCUAGAAAGUAAAUCGACGAUGACUUACACUGAAUUUAUGGAACUAAGAUCAUUGGCAAGAGUUGAUCCGUUAUCUAGUUUAGAUCCAAGACUGAGCCCUUUUGGAAAUCAACCACUUGCUUGGUAUCAAACUCUUGCUAAAGUUUUGCAAAAUAAAUAUCAAGAACAUCAUAAACAGUUCAGUACAGCUGAUGGAAAUGUUACCCAUCAUCUUAUUCUUCAUCCCAGUUAUCUUCAGGCAUUCAUGAUGCUUACCAUAGAUCUUCACACAUCUAGAGGGGAAUUGUAUGCGGUUUACCGAAAGUCUGGCGAAAUAACAAGUACUCCAUUUAGUGUUAGCGAGAUCCACAGUUUAAUUGAAGGCUUCGUUAAUGCUUGCUGUUUUCAUUUAUGGAUGGGUCUUUACAGUCAAUAACAAUACAUUAAACUUCGAUUCAUAUUUCCGAAGACUCUCGUUGAUUCUCACUCUCAUUUCCACAUCGUUGUUCACAAUGUCAACGAAUUUGGCUAUAAAAAACUAUAUUCUUAAUACCACGUAUGUAAAUGUAUGUGUAAAUAUGAAAUAUAUAUUUUUCUGUUACAAA